AAAUGGGGAAGUUAUGCAAACUUGUACUUUUCGUUAUGGUUCUGAUGGCAAUGCUACACAGUUCAUCAGGAGGAAAGAAGUUGCUUUGGAGCAAGAACACCCCUUCCAAGAAGCCAUCCGAUAAGCCAUCACAAGGGACCAAGACACAACUAAACUAUCCCAGGCAACCCUAUUAUCCUGGUGCAGGAAGUAAGCCAGGCAACACUAAACAGCAAUAUCCUGGUAGAGGCAGCUCUAGUCCGGGAGCAGGCAGCCAUCCAGCUGGUGGCAGCAAUCCUUCGGCUGGUGGCAACCCAAAUCAGUAUCCUGGAAGAGGGGGAUCCAACCCAGGAGGAUAUCCCAACCAGAAUCAUGGAGCAGGUGCCUAUCCAGCUGGUGGCACCUAUUCUUCGGCUAGUGGCAACACAAAUCAGUAUCCUGGAAGAGGGGGAUCCAACCCAGGAGGAUAUCCCAACCAGAAUCCUGGAGCAGGUGCCUAUCCAGCUGGUGGCAGCCACCCUUCGGCUGGUGGCAACCCCAAUCAGUAUCCAGGAAGAGGGGGAUCCAACACAGGAGAAUAUCCCAACCAGAAUCCUGGAGCAGGUAGUUAUCCUGCUGGUGGCACCUAUCCUUCGGCUGGUGGCAACCCCAAUCAGUAUCCGGGAAGAGGGGGAUCCAACACAGGAGGAUAUCCCAACCAGAAUCCUGGAGCAGGUAGCUAUCCUGCUGGUGGCAGCUAUCCUUCGGCUGGUGGCAACCCCAAUCAGUAUCCGGGAAGAGGGGGAUCCAACACAGGAGGAUAUCCCAACCAGAAUCCUGGAGUAGGUAGCUAUCCUGCUGGUGGCAACCCCAAUCAGUAUCCAGGAAGAGGGGGAUCCAACACAGGAGGAUAUCCCAACCAGAAUCCUGCAGGAGGGGGUUACUCUAAUCAGUAUCCAGGUAGAAGUGGGUACAGCCCUGGUGUGUAUCCAGCAGGUGGAUCUUACCCAGUAAGAACUGCAGGACAGCCUGUAGGAUACCCAGGAGGACACCCUUCCAUUGGAGGGGUAUAUCCCAACUGGAACCCCAACAAUAAGAUUCUCAGUCCACGCUAUGGAGGCUCAUUUGGAGGUGGUAGAUUUGACAAUGGUGGCUCCCCUUUCUCCAAUACAGCGAAAAGCAUGGGCUUUGGUUCUUCUCUUAAAUCCAAAGGCUUCGCAAAAAAGGCAAUACUAGCUGCAGGCGUUGGGGCAAUGGCAGGAAUGGCUGUAGGCUAUGGAAUUGGAAACUUUCCACGCCCCAACUUCCAAUUCAAUAGCCCUCAUGAGGAUCGUCAAUACAACCACUAUAUGUACGAACGUCAGGGCAUUCAUUCUAAAGGCAGAAAUAACCAAGUAGGACCAAACUACACAUCAAAGCAACCACCCCAGUCAUAUGAGCAAUUAAUGAGCACAUGCAUGAAGCGAAAUGAUCUUCUAAAAGAGCAGGACACUACAGAUUCUGCGGAUCACAAGAACAUUCAAAGAGAUGAGCCACUGACUGAUUAUGCAGCUAUGAAUAUAGACUACUUAGAGAAAGCUGGGCUGGAGAAGAAUGACACCACAUCCCCUACAACUGUCAAUAAUUAUCCAGAGGCUGCUGUUAUUAGUGAGAAUGAUGAUGACACAGUGAGUAUCAUACAGAUUGGUUAUCCAGCUCUCAUUGAGCAGAUGAAAGCUCGAAAGUGUGUUGAGUUGUACUUGGGUUACUCUGAGAGCUUAAUGGAGAAGCAGAAAGACGAUAAGAAGGACACAAAUGAAAGAAAAGUUUCCAGUCCUUCCAAUAACCAUAAUGGACACCGUGUCUCUGAAGUGCUUCUGAUACUCACUGCUUUCUUUAUGCUUUUUAGUAGCACUUAGUAGAGCUGCCAACAUUGACUAUAUACAAAGGAAUACAAUUGCCCAUCCUUUCUAAAUCUAGGAAUCCAAAGGUGAAGUUACAUUUUAAAUGUUGUGUAUAGGUCUUGACUGAAGUUUCUCUUAUAUGCUAAAAAUGUAAAAAAUAAUAAUAUAUAAAUAAAUAAAUUUCCUCACUGGCUAUUUAAACAUACAGUACACGGCAAAUGUAUUGCAUACAUUUUAUGAAUGUAUUUUGUUAAAUUACAAAACUAUUGUUAUUAUUAUUCCUGGGAAAUAAAAUGUUAACCAAUGUAUUUAUUCAUAUGAAUUUAAUGUUAUGGAUCUAUUUAAUCACAGUAACCAUUUAUAUUAUUUACAAAAACAUCAUAAUCAUCAUCAUCUACAACAGCAACCACCACCAUCAUAAACAAU
Carassius gibelio (silver crucian carp) is the source of this 2267-nucleotide messenger RNA. It is a transcript of the gene prnpb, whose product is annotated as prion protein b. The record is from RefSeq and is a predicted model, not a curated record. The transcript has a single exon. Gene Ontology annotation, biological process: protein homooligomerization. Bases 3 to 1856 code for a protein of 617 amino acids. NCBI's taxonomy places the organism in Eukaryota, Metazoa, Chordata, Actinopteri, Cypriniformes, Cyprinidae. Gene Ontology annotation, cellular component: membrane.